Molecule: messenger RNA, 1581 nt
Organism: Oncorhynchus mykiss (rainbow trout)
Lineage: Eukaryota; Metazoa; Chordata; Actinopteri; Salmoniformes; Salmonidae
Product: dolichol-phosphate (beta-D) mannosyltransferase 2
Biological process (GO): GPI anchor biosynthetic process; dolichol phosphate mannose biosynthetic process
Cellular component (GO): dolichol-phosphate-mannose synthase complex; endoplasmic reticulum membrane
Molecular function (GO): enzyme regulator activity
Source: RefSeq, marked provisional
GGAAGUGAUUCAUACGCGGAAACAACACGUCAGAAAUGGCCACAGGGGCAGACCAAGCAGUUGGCAUGGGCCUUGUUGGCUUCAGCCUCCUGUUGUUUACAUACUACACAAUAUGGGUAAUCAUUCUGCCGUUCGUGGACAGCGAUCAUGUGGCCCACCAGUAUUUUCUUCAACGGGAGUAUUCUGUCAUUCUACCUGGGAUCGCAGCAUUGAUACUGCUGCUCAGUGUAGGCACCUUCAUUGGCGUGGUCACCUGGAAGAAUCGCAAGCCUAAGAAGGUGGACUAAGAGGGAUGGUAUCACAGAGGUUAGACGGUUGAGGAUGUAGAGCUAGAACUAAAGCUUCCAUAGAACCUCCCUGGUUCCAACAUCUUUCCAACAGUUCAGCUGAAGAAACUAAAAAUAAAGUCUGGACUGCUUCUCUGGGACAGCUGAUGAAAACAUCUAAUGACUGAAAGACAUAAGAUUUGAAGAGCUGCGGUCCACAACCUUCUAUCCCUUAUCUCCAUUCAGACCCACUAUGUGAAAUCCUUAACCUUGCCGUUGGCAAUGCAUGGCUCCGGAUGCUAUAUUUGUCCUCAAGGUGCAUUGUCAUUUUGCCAGAGAUUAAAAUCAAUGAGUCGGUAUUCACUGUUACUGUAUGUGGUCAGAACUAGAUAAAACCUGGCUUCAUAAUGUGGAGGGGAUAAAGAUUUGCUGAUUUUGUUGAGUGUACUAUAUCAGAUCUGAUCAAAGUUUCACUUUGGCAUCCCUUUUCAUCACAUCUUGGAUUUAGUUUUCAGGCACUGUUUUACAUCUCAAUUUAAGAUAAAUUGGAGUGGUCACCCUUAAAGGCAGUGUUGUGUUCGAGACCACUGAGACUGAGUCAAGACCGGGAGGGUGACAAGGGGUCCAAGACUGAGACCAGAAGGAUGCGAGUCCAAUUCAAGACCAUGAUUGAAAUUCUGUCAAAAACUCAUCAUCUGGUGUGUGGAACUGUGUGUUUUAUUGCUGUGCUUGCUGUUAGCCAUCUCUUUGAAAAUAACUUGUGUGUGAAACAUUGUGGUGGUUUAAAGUGGAACUAACAGCAUUUUAGCAACAUAACAUUUGAUUAAAAUCUGUUCAGAUACACACCCAGGAAUAAUAUGACACUUUAAAAAAACAAUGUAUCCUGAAAAGCGACCACUUAGAUAUGGUCCUUUUCAUAAAUUCUUAGAAUGUUUGGGAAUUCUGUAUACUAAGGCAUUUGAGAAAAUUCUAUAGCAAUGUAGAUUGGGAAAGCAAAAGUCAGUCACUCACCUACUCUUCCAAUGACAUGACAUCCUCCUAGCAGCUAGCUAUCUAGCUAAUGUUACUGUGUUUUUAACUUGAUACAUAAAGAUACAUGCUAGCCUAUUAGCCACGUUAUGACUGACUUGUGGUCAUUGCCCUUGCUCGUUUGAUUGUAUUGAAAUUCCUCGCCUUAGUUACAUUCAUAUGUUUUUGUCCAGAUUAUUGAGUCUUUGAAACUGAAACCGUACAUCCUGAAUGGAGACACAGAACUAUGUACAAGGCCAGCUGUGAUGCACAAUCUGAUAGCAAUAUAAAUUUAUUGGUGAAUUAU